Molecule: messenger RNA, 663 nt
Organism: Phytophthora nicotianae INRA-310
Lineage: Eukaryota; Oomycota; Peronosporomycetes; Peronosporales; Peronosporaceae
Exons: 5
Coding region: 1-663 (220 amino acids)
Source: RefSeq, a predicted model, not a curated record
AUGGUGGAGCUAAUUCCGCACGCCAACUUUGGUCGCCCGGUGCCGAUUAGCAGCCCGAAGUCCGAAUGGCUAUCGGUCGACAAGCAGUACUCCCGCAUCGAGAUCCGUACGUCGCCCACUCCGCAGGCAUUUGCAAAUUCGUCAGUGCUGGUCCUCCUCGGGUAUGCUGAGCUUGUGGGGGACCGCGACCGUUCGUUAGACUGGGAACCGCAGGGCAUCGCUCAGUCUGGGUUCAGUGGGACAGGGCACCAGCAGGCCACUACUCAGUAUGCGCUAGCCUUCUGCGUCUUCAGUUGCAGAUUCGCACGUGAAAAUGAUCUCACACAGACCGCCUCAUCGCGAUCUUAUCCCAAAGGCCUAGAUUGCGCACUGGUCCACAUGAACCGCAUAUCCAUAGCCGGUACGACUUUCCAGAAGCCGCUCCCUUCGUCCAGCACCACGAUCCUCCCCGUCAUGGUUGAUCUUCGUGAGGGCGACUGGUCAGAGUUGCUUGCAUCCAUUGACUGGUUCAGGAGCAAGCCAGUUGUCGAACCUGGAAGCGCUAGCAGCGUUCGCAUUUAUUCAAAUGAACCACUUCACACUGCAAAGGAACCCUCUGCUGCCGCGGCUCCGAACUGGCCGGACCUUCUACCAACCAGUACGAACAUGAGCAUGACCGAUUGA